UUUUGUAUCUUUCAUUCUUUCCAUUGCAAAUGAGCUGUACUGAUCUUGAUAAUGAAAGAACGGUGUGGUCCCCUCCUUCACUUUGAAGUGUGAGACCUUUUUUUGGUCAUGUAUAACAUAUUUUGCGACCUGCUCCGGAUGAUAACUGAGUUUGGAGUUACUGUUGCACUGCAUCUAUCCAGACAGAAGAUUCCUGCCACAAGUUAAGUGCUAAUCAAAGUUUCAUGGCACAAAAUUCUAAACCAGAAAAUGAGUGCACUUUACCUUGUUAGAAUAGUCAGAGACAUAGCCUUAUAGAAUAAUUAUGUGACACGUCCGUUUCUGUGCCUUGCUCUCAGAGAAACUGAAACAUGGCUGGUCUCCCAAGCUGUAAGGAAAAGAUAGCAGUGGACCACCAAGGCUAAGGAGUCAUUAAUGAUGAAGUGAAUGGUUGAGAAUUUGAAGAGUGACAAUUUAGUGAAUGUGUUUUUUCCUUUGAUUGGUUGAACAUAAACCAACUAUUUCAUGCUUCGGUUUCACUUUCAUAUGAAAAACAUCAAUAUAGUUAAAACUAUAUAUGUUUUCAUGUGAUUAUAAUUGCAUGGUAGUUAGCAUGACAUGAAAUUCUAGAUAAAAGAAAUCAGUACUUCAGGGGCUGUUGAGAGUUCUUUCUUCUUGGAACUUGAUAAUCUUCUAAACAGUUAAACAAAGAAGAACAUGGAGCCAACAAACCAGAAGUUUUUGGAGAAAGUGGUUUCACAAAGAGCUCUGCAAAUGAGUAGUUCAUUUCCAUGCCAAAUUUGUGUGGUGGGUUUUCUCUGUGGAGUUUGUCUGACUUCUUUGUUCCUGGCUGCUCUUACUUCACUUGGUACUUUUGGGUUUGGUGGGAUUUCAUUUUCAUCCACAUCAAUGGGGAUUUCUCCAAGGAAUUCAAGUUCAGAGACAACCAAUGUUGUUACAAGUAGAGACCGCAAAUUUAAAGUAAAAGAAGGUGAGAGAUUGGUGGAUUCGCGGCGAAGGGAAACAGAGAGCGAUGAUGAGAGAGUUUCUUUACUGACUGAAGCUUGGGGUGCUUUAUUAGCUGAUAGAGAACCUGAAGAAAGUGAGUUCUGGCAAAGAUUUGGACUCAGUAAAUCCAAUGCACCAAACGCCCCUCAUUUGGAGAACUGCAAAUUAAGUGCCCAAUUGAAUAAGCGUCUUGACACACGCAUGGGAGCUGCGAGAUUUCCUCCUUGGACAACUUGGAAGGGUUCAUUAGACAUGUAUCCAGCAAUUGCAGCUAAUGAGAAUAUAAGAAGCUUUAAGAACGAAGCUGAAUCUAGUGGCGCUUAUCCUCCAUGGAUUGUGGGAUCAGACGAAGAAAACUAUCCUCUUACCAGGAAAGUGCAGCGUGACAUUUGGAUCCAUCAGCAUCCAAUAAACUGCCAUGACCCUAACACAAAAUUUCUUGUGGCUGACUGGGAAAAAUUACCUGGCUUUGGCAUUGGUGCCCAGAUUGUUGGUAUGUCUGGGCUUCUUGCUAUUGCAAUCAAUGAGAAAAGGGUGCUUGUUACCAGAUACUACAAUCGUGCUGACCACGAUGGUUGUAAAGAUGCACGCAAUCGUUGGUCUUGCUACUUCUACCUAGAGACAUCCCCGGAAUGCCGAGACCGUGCAUUUGAGCUUAUGCUCAGCAAAGAGGCAUGGGAAAAGGGAAUUAUAAAAGGAAAAGACAAUUAUAAUUCAAAGGAAAUAUGGGUAGGGAAGAUUCCAAGGGUAUGGGGUGAUCCAUGGAGUUAUUUGCAGCCUACAACAGAGAUAAAUGGGAGUUUAAUUGCUUUUCACCAUAAAAUGGAUCGAAGGUGGUGGAGAGCACAGGCUGUUCGCUAUCUAAUGAGAUUUAAAACAGAGUACACUUGUGGCUUAUUUAACAUUGCUCGCCAUGCUGCAUUUGGGAAGGAAGCUGCAAAAAUUGUUCUUGCAAGUAUAGACAGAGAGUGGCCAAAGGUGAGUGUGAACCAGCCAAAGUCAGAUAUUGAAGAAUUUGUGUGGUCAAAUCACAAACCUUGGGUUCCAAGGCCAUUGCUGAGUAUGCAUGUAAGAAUGGGAGACAAGGCAUGUGAAAUGAAAGUGGUUGAAUACGAAGAAUAUAUGGAACUUGCUGCUCGAAUUCAAAAGCGCUUUCCACAUCUCAAGAACAUUUGGCUCUCCACUGAAAUGCAGGAAGUGAUCGAUAAUACAAAAUCAUACCCUCAUUGGAACUUCUAUUACACAAAUGUGACACGCCAAAUAGGUAACAUAUCGAUGGCCAGAUAUGAGGCAAGCCUUGGAAGAAAAAUCAGUACGAACUAUCCUCUUGUUAAUUUCUUGAUGGCAGUGGAAUCAGACUUUUUUAUUGGUGCAUUAGGAUCCACAUGGUGCUUUCUUAUAGAUGGCAUGAGGAACACCGGAGGAAAGGUAAUGGCUGGAUAUUUAAGUGUUAAUAAGGAUAGGUUUUGGUAGUGAAAUCUGAGAACCAAAGAUUGGAUAGGCAUGUAGAUUAGAUCUAAAGAAAUUUAUUUGGUUUAUAUAUGCUUUUCCACAUAAUUUUGUGGCUUUUUGUACGUAUCUAAAUGCACCAAGAUUACUUAUGAAACAUGUAGAUGUAGUGGCAAUGGAUAAAACCAAAAUGUGAAGUGAAGAUUUUGAACCAAAAUUAGGAAAUUCAUAGCCUUAACUGGACCUGUAAUUUUAAACAUGAUAUAA
Durio zibethinus is the source of this 2703-nucleotide messenger RNA. RefSeq lists its product as uncharacterized. Gene Ontology annotation, biological process: protein N-linked glycosylation. NCBI's taxonomy places the organism in Eukaryota, Viridiplantae, Streptophyta, Magnoliopsida, Malvales, Malvaceae. The record is from RefSeq and is a predicted model, not a curated record. Gene Ontology annotation, molecular function: alpha-(1->6)-fucosyltransferase activity.